AUGGCUGUGUCGACUUUCGCCGUGAAAGUGCAUAUAAGUUGCUGCUCAAAAUGUCCUCUUAGAGCCAAGGAAAAGUUGCAGAAAAUCAAAGGGGUAAAUUCCAUCACCAUCGACACAGCAAAAGACUUGGUGACGGUUUCGGGCAGUGUAGAGCCUAAUGUAAUUGUAGAGAAGUUUGCUAAAUGGGGCAAAAAGGCAGAACUUAUGUCCUUCCAAAAAGAACCUAUGGAGAGUGAUGACGACGAUGACGACAAUGAUAACGAUAAAACUAAUUUGAAUAAAAAUUCUUACAGGAAGAGUGAUUCAGAUCUCUGUCCAGUGCCCGCCAACAGGUUUCUACAUGCUAACCCCAAUAUGUACGUUCCUAGAGACAGCAAGAAGGGUACUUGGUGUUGGCUUGGUAAAAAAAUAUUUGGAAACAAACCAUGGGCUAGGUCUCUGGCUGCAAAAGCUCCUGCUAACAAUAAGUGGCAGGCUCCAAGAAUACCUAUGAAUGAAUUUGGAUCAUCAAAUCCAAUUUAUGGAAACCAAUUAGCUAUGCAUCAAUUUGCGUCACCACAGCCAUUUUAUGGUAGCCAAUCAUCUAUGAAUCAAUUUGGAUCCUCAAGACCAUUUAAUGGAAGCCGAUUCAAUAGACCAUCGAUGUAUGGAAGACCAAGGCCAGUACCUCCACAUCCAAUGUAUAUGCCAAGGCCACCAAUGUUGCUCCCAUAUGGGGGAUACAACCAGGAGCGGCAGCUGCACCGUCGCUUCAGGUUAAUCCCAUGA
Messenger RNA from Dovyalis caffra, 768 nucleotides. Lineage: Eukaryota; Viridiplantae; Streptophyta; Magnoliopsida; Malpighiales; Salicaceae. The record is from the annotation of a GenBank genome assembly.